AUCGAAGUACGGCGGGAAAGCGGGCUCCCGGUCCGAUGUCCGGCCCAGGGCUUUUGUUUACUUACAGAGAGCAGAGCAAGUUUACAUAGGUGCAAUUUACUCUUACUCGCAAUGGAUCCCAGCGAAGUUGAAUUCAUUGCGGAAAAGGAACUUGUCAGUAUUGUUCCCAACUUCACCAACAGUGAGGUGCACCUCAUUUCAGGGGACGUUGGCCCCUUUCGUGCUGGAUUGCCUGUUAACGUACCUAUCUGGAUGGCACUUAACCUAAGACAAAGACAGAAGUGUCGUAUAAUUGCUCCAGACUGGCUAGAUGUGGAGAAAUUGGAAGCAUUGAAAGAGGAAGAGAAAUCAAACAGGUUUUUCACUAAAAUGCCCAGUGAGCAUUACAUGGUCGUUGCUCAGCUCUUAUUAUCAGCUGUAGAUGAUGACAUUCCCAGAGUGGAGGAAAUUCGGAUGGCUGUUAAGGAUUUAUGGGAUGUAAGAAUCUCCAAGCUCAGAUCAUCAGUUGAUACUUUCAUUAAGACUGGUGGAUCUCAUGCACGCUUAGAUUAUCUGACCACCAUGGAAAUCAAUAGUGUCCGUCCAUUGCUGCCACAUGCACUUGAUUUCAUUGAUAGACUCCAAAAGGCAUCAGAGGGUGCAUCUCGCAGGGACAUGGCAAGUCAAGAUUAGGCAACUUCUUUUUAAGGCUUUUAUGUUAUUGUGUAAAUUAAAUUGUCAACCAAUUAAAUUAUUUUCAUCCAAA
Molecule: messenger RNA, 745 nt
Organism: Frankliniella occidentalis (western flower thrips)
Lineage: Eukaryota; Metazoa; Arthropoda; Insecta; Thysanoptera; Thripidae
Gene: Psf2
Product: probable DNA replication complex GINS protein PSF2
Exons: 4
Coding region: 112-672 (186 amino acids)
Biological process (GO): DNA replication; double-strand break repair via break-induced replication
Cellular component (GO): GINS complex; nucleus
Source: RefSeq, a predicted model, not a curated record